AUGGAUGCUUCGAGGGAAAUGCCAGGGUAUGCAAAAAUGAUGAAGGACCUGAUGUCGCGAAAAUUUGACUUCCAGGACCUGUCCACUGUAACUCUGACACAGACCUGCAUCGCGAUAAUGACAAGGCCUACAGCUCAAAAGGUGUCUGAUCCAGGUAGUUUCACUAUCCCAUGCACCAUUGGGAGUUAUGCUUUUGCUAAAGCAUUGUGUGACUUGGGAGCCAACUUCGUCAUUCUUGACUGUCAAGUGGAUGAAGAGAUACCAAUCAUUCUGGACAGGCCGUUUUUACCCACUAGGAGAGCAUUGAUUGAUUGUGAGACUGGAGAAUUGAAAAUGAGGUUGAAUAAUGAAGAGAUAAUAUUCAAUGUUCAACAAUCUAUGAGGAGACCCAGCAAAUUUGCAAAUUGCUCACUAGUGGAGGCCAUAGAUGUAAUACUACAAGAGGAUGAUAAGACUAUUAAUGUCAGGGAUCCAUUAUAA
Molecule: messenger RNA, 480 nt
Organism: Nicotiana attenuata
Lineage: Eukaryota; Viridiplantae; Streptophyta; Magnoliopsida; Solanales; Solanaceae
Exons: 2
Coding region: 1-480 (159 amino acids)
Source: RefSeq, a predicted model, not a curated record